AUGUUUUCCCAUCUCAAACGCGAACACCGUCUGAUUCUGGUAAUCAGUAUUUCUGCGUCUUUCUUCCUCGCAGAAAUCGCAGUCGGAUUUUAUACCCGCUCUUUGGCCCUAGUCGCAGACGCAUUCCACUACCUGAAUGAUCUUGUCGGCUUUAUUGUGGCGCUGGUAGCACUCAAGAUCUCCCAACGCAGCAAACAUCCUAAAGAGCUCUCAUUCGGCUGGCAGCGCGCAAAAUUAUUGGGUGCCUUUUUCAAUGGUGUUUUUCUUCUGUCUCUAGGAAUCAGCAUUUUUCUUCAAUCUGUCGAUCGCUUUGUCUCGUUAGAGCGAAUUGAAAACCCCAAGCUUGUGCUGAUCAUUGGCUGCGUCGGACUGGCUUUGAAUUUGAUCAGUGGAUUGUUCCUGCAUGAACACGACCAUGGUGAAAACAAUACCUCGGAUUCAUCCGAUGACGACCUGGAACUUUCGACGUCCUUGUCUGCGCUCGAACGCAGGAGUUCCUUUUCCACUCGAGUCCUGCGCCCUCACGUCGAGCACCGCCACAAUAUCAAGUCGCAAGCGAAGAAGGGCCAUGACCUCGGAAUGAUGGGUGUCCUUAUCCAUGUUCUGGGCGACGCAGCGAACAAUAUCGGGGUUAUUAUUGCUGCGCUGGUGAUCUGGAAGGCCAAAUAUGAGGGAAGAUACUAUGCCGAUCGUGCCGUGAGCAUGGCGAUUGCGAUCGUGAUCCUCCUCUCGUCGCUUCCUCUAGUGCGGAAGAGUGGAACCAUUUUGCUGCAGAGCGUUCCGCUAGGCGUCGAUCCGGAAGAUGUCAAGCAUGACCUUGAAGCUAUUCCCGGUGUCGAAUCCGUUCAUGAACUCCAUAUCUGGCGGCUCAACCAGGAGAAAACUCUCGCAUCGGUGCAUCUGGCAGUCUCCGAUGAACUAAUCGCCGACUUCAUGGACAAGGCUAAGAUCAUCAACGAGUGCUUCCAUGUGUACGGGAUCCAUUCUACGACCUUGCAGCCGGAGCAUGUCCGUCCAAUUCCCAGCGACAGUCAAUCAAUCCAAGGUCAGGGAACUGCAGAGUUGGUUGUUGGAGGUGUGAAGAAGCGCCAUGUUGUCGACCCCAACUCUGGAUGUUCGUCGGAAACGCUGUCGACAUGUUUGAUCAAUUGUGGGAAGUGGAAUGCCCUCAACCGCUCGAUUGACGGCACUCUGGUCGCAGUGCAGCCUGUUGCUGCCCCUUGUCACAUUAACCCCAACAGCACCGCCUGCCAGGAAGUCACGGCGCAGUGGUCCAACUCCGUCUGGCGCGCCGCUCAGCCCGGUGCCGUGCAAUGGGAGAACUGGGCAGCCUGGCCGGAGCACAAUGAGAGCUGUUAUGUCGAGAUUGCGCCAUAUGUGCCGUGCAAGCAGGGGCGUAUCUCGCUCUACUCCGCCGUGGUCCAGAACACGCGACACAUCCAGGAGGCUGUCCGGUUCGCAAAGCGGCAUACCAUCCGUCUUGCGAUCAAGAACUCCGGUCAUGACUUUCUUGGACGCUCGGCGGCUCCGAACUCUCUUCAGAUCUUGACCAAUCGAAUGAAGGGACUACGGCUAGUAGAUGAUUUCGUUCCGAAGGGGGCGCCGAAGCAUAAAGGUGAAGGUCCGGCUGUAACGCUGGAUGCUGGGAUUAGUCUGCAGGAGAUGUAUGCUGCUCUCGGCAAGCAGAACAGAACGGUAGUGGGAGGCUCCGCUCACACUGUUGGGCUAACCGGAGGGUAUAUCCAAGGCGGCGGUCAUUCAUUCUUGAGCCCAUGGAAGGGGAUGGCGUCGGAUAAUGCCCUGGAGUUCAGUGUCGUCACGGCUGCAGGAGAUCUAGUCACUGCCAAUGCCCACCAGAAUUCGGACCUGUUCUGGGCGCUUCGAGGGGGUGGAGGAGGCACCUUUGGCAUCGUCACCCAAGUCACCGUUCGUACAUUCGAGGAGAUUCCUCUCGUCAUUACCUCCAUGAACAUCACUACGGCCGCCGGAGAUCCUGCGUUUUGGAACGCUGUGGCGGACUUUCAUGCUGCGCUACCGGCCGUGACUGACGCACGAGGAGGCGGAUACUACUUCAUGGUUCCCAAUCUGCCGUGGGAGAAUAAUCAGGCCAUCUCGGUAUUGAGCUUUAUGCUCUUCCAUGCCAAUAUAAGCGACACCACCGAGAUUGGCCAGGUCUAUGAGCCACUGUUGAAGAAGCUCAACGCGACAGCGGGCGUGUAUACUCAGUAUAGAUCCUUCCCCAUGCCCAGUGUCCACGAGGCCAUAACAGAGCUCCUGCUUGUCGGCGAUUCGGACGGGACAGGAUCAAUCGCCUUACUCUUCUCCAGGCUGUUCUCGAGGGACCUCCUCACCUCCAAGGAUGGACCCGCCAGGCUCGCUUCUGCCAUGAGUAAACUCCGCUAUACGCCUGGAGAAGCCGUCUCCGGCAUGGUGGUGGGAGGCGGCGCCGUGGCAGAUAAUGCAGGCAAAGUGGACAAUGCAGUCAGCCCGGCUUGGAGAGAAGCGGUUGUGCAUGUCGUGUACACCCGCAGUUGGAGUCCCAAUGCUACUCUGGCAGAGCAGCAGGCCGUCAUCAAGAAUGUGACGGAUGUUGAGCUGCCAUUGCUGCAAGGAGUCGAGGGUGCAGACAAGAUGGGCGCAUAUGUGAACGAGGCCUUUGCCUAUGAACCCCAUUUCCAAGAGUCCUUCUGGGGCAGGAAUUACCCCCGUUUGUACAGGAGUAAGCAGAAAUGGGAUCCGGCUGGUCUUUUCAUCGCGCGCAGGAUGGUCGGCAGCGAGGAUUGGGAUGAUCAGGGGCUCUGUCGGAUUGCGAAGUGA
This is a messenger RNA of Aspergillus viridinutans, 2817 nucleotides long. RefSeq lists its product as uncharacterized. The record is from RefSeq and is a predicted model, not a curated record. The transcript has 11 exons. Gene Ontology annotation, biological process: intracellular zinc ion homeostasis; zinc ion transmembrane transport. Bases 1 to 2817 code for a protein of 938 amino acids. Gene Ontology annotation, cellular component: membrane. NCBI's taxonomy places the organism in Eukaryota, Fungi, Ascomycota, Eurotiomycetes, Eurotiales, Aspergillaceae. Gene Ontology annotation, molecular function: oxidoreductase activity; zinc ion transmembrane transporter activity; FAD binding.